AUGGCGAGAAGGGAUCAUCCAGAGACCAAGCUUCUUGUGCUUGGAUGGAGGAAAUGUAGUGUGAUCCGAGAGAUGAGUGCGAACCAGUCUUCCUCGCCAUGGUGCUUCCACGCUGGGAAGAAGGGAUCUUUACGUUCGACACUAUGCAACUUAUGUGGCUUCACAGCUGGAGAGCUGCAGUUUAGUACUGCAUGCAAGAACAGUCUUUGCGAUGUACACAUUGAGAUAUUUGGCGAGGUCGCAAGCACUCUAAUGUGCAGAGAGCCUGACUACAAGACUAUGCACUCCGAGAUGACCAGAAACUACACUUGUGAAAAAAACAUUUACGGCACUUUUUAUACUAUUCCGUGGCACUCAAUUCAAAGAAACCAAAACAUUAAGAGAAGCAUCCAAGCUCUAAAAGGUACAACAACCUUUACUAGAUUAGUGUAUCUCAGAGUAUUCCCAAAGACUAAACCGCAAGAUAUACCGAGCUAUGAAGAAGCUCGGUAUAUCUUGCGGUUUAGUCUUUGGGAAUAG
This is a messenger RNA of Cooperia oncophora, 519 nucleotides long. NCBI's taxonomy places the organism in Eukaryota, Metazoa, Nematoda, Chromadorea, Rhabditida, Trichostrongylidae. The record is from the annotation of a GenBank genome assembly.